Exaiptasia diaphana is the source of this 1256-nucleotide messenger RNA. RefSeq names its product homeobox protein MSH-C. Gene Ontology annotation, cellular component: nucleus. The coding region runs from base 49 to 726 and encodes 225 amino acids. The record is from RefSeq and is a predicted model, not a curated record. The transcript has 2 exons. Gene Ontology annotation, molecular function: RNA polymerase II cis-regulatory region sequence-specific DNA binding; DNA-binding transcription factor activity, RNA polymerase II-specific. Gene Ontology annotation, biological process: regulation of transcription by RNA polymerase II. Lineage: Eukaryota; Metazoa; Cnidaria; Anthozoa; Actiniaria; Aiptasiidae.
UCAACCGUUUUUUAGACCAGUUGUUGACACCCAUCGCCUCGGUCCUCCAUGGUCAAGACUCCAGUCAACAUGCAAAGCCCCUCGUUCAUGGUAGACUCUUUGAUUUCCAAGAAAACUCUAGAAAUUUCUCCUGAGAUCGAGAAAGUUGAAGAUGAAUCGCAUAACGACAGCAGAAAGUCAGCAUUUUCGUCGCAAUUACCGAAGAGGGAGUUUCCUACAAGCGUAUGCAAUUGCCAACCGUGCCAGCAACCUAUACCCGGUUUUACAGCCAUUAGUCAAGUCUCUAGCCCACCGCGUUUCAUGUCCUUACAGUCCAUGGCGGGUGUUAGUGUUCCGACCCCUGUAUACCUACCUAAAAGUCCACAAAGACGGAAAAGGAAAGAAAACAAACCACGAAGACAAAGAACUACGUUUACAAGCGAGCAAACUCUGAAACUCGAGUUAGAGUUUCAUCAAAACGAGUAUAUAACUCGUUCGAGGCGCUUUGAGUUGGCGGCUUGCUUAAGCCUCACAGAAACACAGGUGAAAAUCUGGUUUCAAAAUCGUCGAGCGAAAGAUAAACGUCUAGAAAAGGCACAAAUGGAGCAGCAAGUUCGACUAGCGACCUAUACCAAUAGCAUGACUUAUCCUGCGACGUACCUAAAUUAUUAUUCACCACAUUACUUCAAGAACGGUACACAAACUAUUCAUUCUCCAGUGUCAACGAUGAGCCAAAGACUAUCUUAGUAACUUCAUCGUUGUUUUUGUAUAAAUUAAAUUUUUUAAGUCAAUGUAAAGAGCAUUUUAAACGUGGAGAACCGGUGUAAAUAUGAGAAUGCAAACAGUGAACUAGUUUCUUGUGUUUAUCAUGUUGUAGUUAGAAUUCUUAACUGUGAUUAAGUCAAUAGUAAUUGCACUUCAACUAGAAAAUAAGAUGGUAGACGCCGAUUAGUGCUUUGAUGAUUGUUUGUUUAUUCAAAAAAGUACACAACAAUUARCCCAAAUAACAUAAAAGUGACCAUUUCCGAACAAAAAUCUACUUUAUCUUCAUCAAGAUCUUUAACAAAACGAUUUGUUUCUCCUUGUUACAAACAAAUCCAAACUUUGAAAUUCUUCAUAAGACUAAAACAGUGAUAAGUCAUCAUAUUUUGUGUCAAAUACGCUCAUUUUACUUUCCUCUUCAUCUACACUUUUGUAUAUAAUCAUCAACAUAAUAAUAUGCUAUACUUUAAAAACAAAUCCAACAAUAUUAUCGCUAAAUAGAUGCAUUUUUACMA